AUGAAUGGAGAGGGAGGAGAAACCAGCAAAAGAGAUGAGAUCAGUCAGCAGAAGGUUGCAUUCUACAGACUCUUCUCAUUUGCAGAUGGUUUGGACAUAGUGUUGAUGAGUGUUGGCACCUUGGGUGCAAUCGCAGAUGGGUUUACGCAGCCGCUCAUGACGCUAAUGAUGGGCCGUGCCAUCCACUCCUUUGCAACCUCGGAUCCUUCUCAUGUUGUUCAUCAAGUAUCAAAGGUGAGCCUGAUGUUCUUGUACUUGGCUGCUGGUUCGGGCUUCGCAGCAUUCAUACAGUCUUCGAGUUGGAGGGUGACUGGAGCUAGACAGGCAAAUAGCAUCCGAAGUCUCUACUUGAAAACAAUAUUAAGACAGGACAUUGAAUUCUUUGACACUGAAACUACCGCUGGAGAGGUCAUAGGGAGGUUGUCUGGAGACACUAUUCUCAUUGAGGAUGCCAUGGGGGAAAAGGUUGGAAAGUUCUUACAAAAUAUGUCAACUUUUGUUGCUGGUUUUACGAUUGCCUUCUUAAAAGGGUGGCGACUCGUCCUAGUUUUGCUUCCAACAAUUCCUCUUGUUGUCAUUGCUGGAGCAACAAUGACAAUGAUGAUGUCAAAAAUGUCGAGUCAUGGACAAGUUGCAUAUGCACAAGCCGGAGCUGUAGUAGAAGAAACGGUAGGAGCCAUCAGAACAGUGGCAUCCUUCACUGGGGAGAAGCAUGCCAUAGAAAAUUAUAACAAGAAGCUCAGAGUGGCCUACACCUCUACUGUUCAACAAGGGCUGGCCUCAGGCUUUGCAGUUGGAGCGGUUGUGGUAAUUGUCUUUAGCAGUUAUGGGCUUGCCAUAUGGUAUGGAUCAAAACUGAUCAUAGAGAAGGGAUACAAUGGUGGAACUGUCGUCAACGUCUUGCUCUCUCUCAUGGUUGGAGGAUCGUCAUUGGGCCAGGCAUCCCCAUGUCUAAGUGCUUUUGCAGCAGGGCAGGCAGCAGCAUAUAAGAUGUUUGAGACAAUCAAACGAAAACCAAAAAUUGAUGCCUAUGAUACAAGUGGGAUUGUAUUGGAAGAAAUCAGGGGAGAAAUUGAACUCAAAGAUGUGUACUUCAAAUACCCAUCAAGGCCAGACGUGCAGAUAUUUGGUGGUUUCUCAUUGCACAUUCCAAGUAGAACAACUGCAGCUCUAGUUGGGCAGAGUGGAAGUGGGAAGUCAACAGUAAUCAGCCUGUUGGAAAGAUUCUAUGAUCCAGAAGCCGGUGAAGUACUGAUAGAUGGUGUUAAUCUAAAGAAACUAAAUAUCAGAUGUAUAAGGGAGAAAAUUGGGCUAGUCAGUCAGGAACCUAUCUUGUUUGCAGGUACCAUAAAGGAGAACAUAUUAUAUGGUAAGAAAGAUGCAACCAAUGAAGAGAUCAGAGCAGCAAUUGAGCUUUCUAAUUCUGCAAGAUUCAUCAACAAGAUGCAAAGGGGGCUGGACACAAUGGUGGGUGAACAUGGAACGCAGUUAUCUGGAGGACAGAAGCAAAGAAUUGCAAUUGCAAGAGCCAUUUUGAAGAAUCCAAGAAUCCUUCUCCUCGAUGAAGCAACAAGCGCACUGGAUGCUCAGUCAGAAAGAAUUGUCCAAGAUGCCCUAUUAAACAUCAUGGCCGACCGGACAACUGUAGUCGUAGCUCAUCGUUUAACAACUAUCAGGAAUGCAGAUGUCAUAGCAGUGGUGCAUCAGGGGAAAAUUGUGGAGCAAGGAACUCAUGUGGAGUUGAUCAGAGAUCCCAAUGGGGCUUACUCCCAGCUGGUUCGCCUCCAAGAAGGAACCAAUCAAGCUGCAGAUGCUCAAAAGGUGGAUAAAAUUUGUGAAAGAGAGAAUACCCAAAAGAGGUCCAGAACACGUAGUUUGUCCUAUAAAUCCGUGAGCAUGGAUUCAUCAAGUAGCCACCACUCCUAUUCACUUAGCUUUGGCCUCCCUGUUCCAAUUGGUAUGGAUGAGAUCGAAGUGGGCAGGGAGGAGACUACUCAACAAGGUGAGGCAGAAAAUGAGAAAAGCCCUAAAGUUUCACUGAGACGAUUGGCCUAUCUGAACAAGCCUGAAGUCCCAGUUCUGCUGCUUGGAACCAUUGCAGCUGCCGUACAUGGUCUAGUCUUCCCCAUGUUUGCAUUCCUACUUUCAACAGCUAUUAAAAUUUUCUAUGAACCACCCCACCAGCUACAAAAAGAUUCCAAGUUUUGGGCACUCUUUUUUGUGGGUCUGGGUGUGCUGGCUCUGAUAGUUGGUCCACUGCAAAAUUUUCUCUUUGGAGUUGCAGGCGGUAAGUUGAUAGAACGAAUUCGUUCUUUGUCAUUCGAAAAGGUUGUACAUCAAGAAAUCACUUGGUUUGAUCACCCAGGAAAUUCAAGUGGUGCAGUUGGUGCGAGGCUAUCCACCGAUGCUUCAACAGUGCGAGGUCUCGUGGGUGAUGCAUUGGCCCUACUUGUCCAGAACUUAACAACAAUCAUAGUAGGACUCAUCAUAUCAUUCACAGCAAACUGGAUCUUGGCACUAAUAAUUCUAGGUGUGAUGCCAUUGCUAGGUUUUGAAGGAUUCGUUCAGGGGAAAUUUCUAAAGGGAUUCAGUGCAGAAGCCAAGGUGAUGUAUGAAGAAGCAAGUCAUAUUGUCAAUGAGGCUGUUGGCAGCAUCAGAACUGUUGCAUCAUUUUGUGCAGAAGAGAAGGUGAUGGAAAUGUAUGAACAAAAAUGUGAGGCCACCGUGAAGCAGGGAAUUAGGAUAGGACUUGUGAGUGGUAUAGGGUUUGGGUUAUCUGCGCUUGCUCUCCACUGCACAAAUGCGCUUGUUUUCUAUAUUGGAGCUAUUCUUGUAGAACAUGGGAAGGCGACUUUCCCACAACUUUUCAAGGUUUUCUUUGCUUUGACAAUUUCAGCAGUUGGACUUUCCCACGCUAGUGCCAUGGCUCCUGAAACCACCAAAGCUAAGGAUUCAGCUGCUUCCAUAUUUCAACUUCUUGACAGCAAGCCCAAGAUUGAUUCAAGCAUCAAGGAGGGCACAACCCUAUCAACUGUGAAGGGUGACAUUGAGUUGCAGCAUGUCAGCUUCAAAUAUCCAACAAGGCCAGAUGUUCAAAUUUUCAGAGACUUGUGCUUCAGCAUCCCCUCCGGGAAGGCUGUUGCUCUAGUUGGAGAGAGUGGAAGUGGGAAGUCAACAGUGAUCAGCCUAAUAGAGAGGUUCUAUAAUCCUGAUUCAGGGGCUAUAUUGUUGGAUGGAAUGGAAAUCCACAAGUUCAAACUAAGCUGGCUGAGACAACAGAUGGGGUUGGUAGGUCAAGAGCCUAUACUUUUCAAUGAGACAAUUCGAGCCAACAUAGCUUAUGGUAAACAGGGAAAUGCUUCUGAAGCCGAGAUCAUUGCAGCCACAAGAGCCACAAAUGCCCAUGACUUCAUAUCUGCAUUACCCCAGGGCUAUGAAACCACAGUUGGGGAACGAGGGAUGCAGUUGUCAGGAGGGCAGAAGCAGAGGAUAGCCAUUGCAAGGGCAAUCAUAAAGGACCCGAAGAUCCUUUUGCUUGAUGAGGCAACCAGUGCACUAGAUGCAGAGUCAGAGCGUGUAGUACAAGAAGCAUUAGAUAGAGUGAUGGUGCAUAGAACAACUGUUGUCGUGGCUCACUGCCUUACCACCAUCAGGGGAGUUGAUAUGAUCGCAGUGGUGAAGAAUGGUGUGAUUGCCGAGAUGGGAAGACAUGAUAAACUGAUGAAGAUAGCUGAUGGGGCUUAUGCAUCAAUGGUAGCACUUCACAUGAGUUCAUCCAAAGGGGAAGAGCAAGAGUAA
Molecule: messenger RNA, 3798 nt
Organism: Vitis riparia (riverbank grape)
Lineage: Eukaryota; Viridiplantae; Streptophyta; Magnoliopsida; Vitales; Vitaceae
Product: ABC transporter B family member 9-like
Exons: 12
Coding region: 1-3798 (1265 amino acids)
Biological process (GO): transmembrane transport
Cellular component (GO): membrane
Molecular function (GO): ABC-type transporter activity; ATP hydrolysis activity; ATP binding
Source: RefSeq, a predicted model, not a curated record